Molecule: messenger RNA, 1752 nt
Organism: Fusarium graminearum PH-1
Lineage: Eukaryota; Fungi; Ascomycota; Sordariomycetes; Hypocreales; Nectriaceae
Exons: 1
Coding region: 1-1752 (583 amino acids)
Biological process (GO): transmembrane transport
Molecular function (GO): transmembrane transporter activity
Source: RefSeq, a predicted model, not a curated record
AUGUCCCUCCCAAACCCGGUCGAUCCCGGCGCCAAAGUCCUCCAUCGAGUACUCGAAGCUCAACACGAUGCUCCUUACAGAGAUAGCGAAGCCUCCUCCAGCGACAGUGCUGUCGACACCGAUGUCCAGCAUGGAAUUCAGGAAAUCGAAGCCGUCACUUUAUCGUGGUCCAAAACCUCUCUCCUCGUCGCCUUUGUCUUGAUAUGGCUUGUCUACUUCGUGCAGGGGCUGGUAGGAGGAAUCAGCGGUGCUUUACUUCCAUAUGUCACCUCCGAUUUCGCCAUGCACUCCCUCACUGCUACGACCAGCGUUAUGAGUUUUGUUAUAGGAGGUGUCACCAAUCUGAGCAUUGCAAAGACUCUCGACGUCUUUGGUCGUCCUCAGGGCUUCAUGUUCUGCGCCAUCACUGCAACGAUUGGACUUAUCAUGUCGGCCGCUUGCAACAACGUCGAGGCCUACGCUGCAUCCCAAGUCUUCUAUACUGUUGGAAUUAACGGUGUUGGUUACAGUCUCAGCGUCUUCAUCGCCGAUACCACAUCUCUCCGAAACAGAGGUCUUAUCCAGUCUAUCUGCGCCUCUCCCAAUAUUAUUACCGCCUGGAUUGGUGGUCCCAUCGCCACUGCGUUCUUAAAAGGUGCUGGCUGGAGAUGGGCAUUUGGUAUGGAGAGUAUUCUUGUACCAUUCGUCACUAUUCCUCUGUUCAGCCUAUUCAUGGUUCACUAUCAAAGAGCCAAGAGUCAAGGUCUUAUGCCAAACAGAGAAUCCAAGGGCUCGUUUCUUGACGCAACUCGGUACUACAUCCGAGAAUUCGACUUAGUUGGACUUCUCAGUCUCUCUACCGGAGUAGCCCUCUUCCUUCUACCUUUUAAUCUCUACACGAUGCAAGCAAAGGGCUUUGGCUCGCCCAUGAUCAUUUGCUUCUUCGUCUUCGGCAUCCUUCUACUUAUCUUCUUCGGUAUCUGGGAAAGGUUCUUCGCCAAAGUCUCGUUUAUCCCUUGGCGAUUCCUUCUUGACCGCACUGUCACUGGCGCUUGUCUUCUCUCGUUCUCCAUGUUUUUCAGCUCUGGUUGCUGGUCGCUUUACUUUACCUCUAUUCUCCAAGUUGUGAACAACUUAAGCGUCACCAAUGCGAGUUACAUAGUAUCGGCCUACACGGUCGGCGGCUUUUUGUUUGCUAUACUUAUUGGAUGGAUUCUGUCGUACACUGGAAACUUCAAAGCUACCACCCUGUAUGUCGCACUUCCUUUUGCCACGCUGGGAACGGGAUUGAUGAUUUUCUUCCGUCAACCGGACCAGAGCAUUGGUUACAUCGUCAUGUCUCAACUGAUCUUAGCUGUUGGAAGUGGCUCUAUCAUGAUCACUGCCGAAAUUGCUAUCCUUGCUGCUGUCAGCGAACAACAGUACUUUGCCGUCGCCAUUGCUCUGGUAUCAAUGUGCUCAAGCAUCGGACAGGCUGUUGGUUUAACUGUUUCCUCGGCCAUUUGGCAAGACGUCAUUCCCAGAAAGCUGGCAGAGUAUCUCCCGGCAGAGGACCUACCAAAUCUUCCAAUCAUCGCCGCGGACAUCGUCACUCAACUUUCUUUCCCAGUUGGAUCGCCUACCCGACUGGCGAUUCAGCAUGCUUACGGAGAUGCCCACAAGCUUCUGUUCAUUGCGGGCACUGCGGCCUGGGUCCUUGGCUUUGUGGGAACCCUUAUGUGGAAGAAUAUCAACAUUAAAAACAUUAAGCAGACCAAGGGACGUGUUGCUUGA